Paramecium sonneborni is the source of this 1638-nucleotide messenger RNA. The record is from the annotation of a GenBank genome assembly. Lineage: Eukaryota; Ciliophora; Oligohymenophorea; Peniculida; Parameciidae.
AAAAAAUAACUGAUGGAUUGGAGAAACAAAUUAGAGUUAAUUUAGAAUAAGAUUAGAGGAUAAUUGCACGCUCGUAAAAUAGAUGACUUAGAAGGAGUGUACUAAUUAAUGGCAGAAUUUGAUAAAGAUAACUCUGGUAUUUUUAAUAGUUAAUUUAGGAUAUUUGGAUAAAGAUGAAUUUUAGAAAUUCUUAUCAAAGAUAGGUGUAUUUUUAACAACUUAAGAAUUACGAGCAGUAUAUGACAAAUAUGACUAAAAUAAAGAUAGUAAUAUAGCAUAUGCAGAAUUUGUUAAUUUGAUAAGGGAAAACAUGAGUGAUAAGAGAAUAAAUGUAGUGAGAAGCACAUUUUAAUUUUUGGAUUAAUAACGAUAAGGGAGAUUAUAAUUGGAAAGUCUUUAUAGAUUGUAUCAAGCUAGAAACCAUCCAAGAGUAAGAACAAGGUAAAAGACAGCUGAUUAAGUAACUAAAGAGUUUGUUAAUGCAAUAUCUAAACGUAGUAAGGAUGGAUAAAGUAUAAAUGAAGAAGAAUUCUUAAAUUAUUAUGCUGAUUGUAAUGCUACACUUCCAAGUGAAAAAGAAGAGUAUUUCACAGAUGUAAAUAUAUAAUAAUAAUUUUGCAUAGUUAUUAACAUCUACUUGGGGUGUGACAUCAGGUGCUGAUUAUGUCUCUCCAGAAAGAUUAGCCUAAUUAGAAAUUAUUUUAUUUGAAAAAAUCAGAUAAAAGACAGUAACUAAAGAUGAUGAAGGUAAGACAGCAAAAAAGGCAUUUAUGUAUUUUGAUUUAGAAAACAAAGGAACUAUAGAUAUUUAUUAAUUUGCAUAAGCAUUACAAAAGUUUGGUUGUGUAUUCAGUGAAAAAGAAAUUCAAGCUUUAUUUAAUAAAUAUGACUCAGAUAAAAGUGGAAGAUUAUGUUAUGAUGAAAUUUGUGGAUUGAUAGCAUUGAUAGGAUCAGGAAAUAAUGCAAAUGUAAAUCCAGUAUUUUAAAUUGCCAGAGCACCUCCCCAAGAAACUUUAAAUAGAAUUAGAAAUGAUUUAAUCAAAAAAGGAUAGCAUUCUGUUAUCAGAAUGGCUACUAUUUUUACAAACUCUGAUAAAAAUAAAAAUGGAACUUUGAAUCGAUAAGAAUUUCAAUGGGCCAUGAAAGAAUCUGGAUUUUUAUUAACUAAAACAGAAUAUGAUAAUUUAUUUAGAUAUUUUGAUAAAAAUUGCGAUGAUGAGGUUUCCUUUGUUGAAUUUAUUGCUUUCUUAAGAAGUAUAUUUAUUUUAAUAUAGAAGAACCACUUUCUUAAUUUAGAUCAGAUUUAGUAAAUUAACUUUGGAAUAGAUUGUCAAAUGGGGAAUCAUAAAUCAGUUUCUAACAAAUUAAAUGUAAUAUUUAAUUUAAUUAAAGAAUUUUAUGAUGCCUCAAAGAGUCAUGAUGUAAAUACAAAUAUUAAAACUGUUGUUGAUGCCAAUAAAGAUUUUCAAGAUCUAUGGAAAGAUGUUAAAUUUGUUACACAUUAGAAUUUUAUUGAAUAUAUGACAGAUAUUAGUGCACUCAUUGAAAACGAUUAAGCUUUCGAGAAGUUUGUCAAAUAAGCAUGGAAAUGAAGAAAAAAAAAAUAUAAUCAAAAAUAUUUAAUAUUUAUAUUUUGCC